AUGGCGCUCUUCAAAACGCUCAGCGACAGUCUCUGGGCGUAUGUCUCGCCCAGCAAGCCCAAAGCGACAAUCAACACGCCACAAAUCGCGCGGCAGUUGAGAAAGCCAUCUCAGGUGCGGCGAGGGUCUUACCAUGAUAUCGUGCGAACUAGUCGAUCAAUGAGUCCUGUCUCGCGUGUCGAUAGCUGGAGAAUGGACCCAGCUGAAGCAGGUGCGAGCAGGAAGAGGAAGGUCUUGUUUAGCUCAAGUGAUGGACAUAGGAACAAGAUUGUAAAGAUGGAUGACUCGAUGGACUACACGCCUGAGUAUGAGAACGCUGGAGACAGUGACAUGAUCGACCAAGAAUUUGAGGCCGAAGACAUUGAUAUCGAAGACGAGCGUUACGAUGGACCUGGAGCCGGAUUUGAGGUCGACGAGGAGUCAGACGUUGGAGAAGAGCAAAUUAGCGACGAUGUUGCUGAAGACGAAGACAUGGACGACAUUUCAGCAGACAUAUCCAGCAUCCAAGUCAGCUGCGUUAAGAGUUCGCCACCUCCAGCCCGAAGAAAAAGUCUCUACAACGACGAGGACGACCCCGAGGCCGACAUGCCAGUAGUAGCCACCCCGGAAGAGUACAACCGCACCUCUCUAUUCCACCGCAGAAUGACCACACUUCCAAACGAGCUCUUUAGCAGAGAUGCUACCACCGAGAAGUUGCAAGCCGCAGGCUGGGAUGACGACCACAUCGUUCUAGUCCAAAAACUCGCCGGUCGAGGCUUCGAACCCUUAUUACCACAACACUGGAAGAUGGACUUUCGAUAUCUACCCGACGCUUUAUUCUCGAAGAACAACAAGGCAUUCAUCAGCAGUGUCCAUAACCAACACAACCGCGGCGCCAAAGCACUAGCCAAACUCUUCGAGAUCGGCGGUCGAUUACGGGAUGGUCUGCUAGAAGGCAGCGUCCGCUCCCCAGCCCAAGAAGCCGUGAAAAGCAUUCAAGCCUACCGCAAAUGGACGAAUCAAGACGCCAACCUCGACCCCCAAUCGGCUAUCCCUCUCCUAUCCUUCGAAGCCAGCCCAGCAGAUACGUCGACCGAGAUUUUAAUCUCGAACAUCCACCGCAAAAUGUCGCGGCUGCAUACACGAUACCACAACGCCCUCCGCGCCGAACGCUCCAUCGAGACCUCUCCCAGCACAGACACGACAAAACUCUCCUACCCCAUCCCGCAAAUCUACGGCUUCAUCGCUUCACAUCUGCUUCUCGUGCUCGUGGCAUACAGACCCGAUACGACUGAAGACGGCGCCGCCGCGGGGCAUGAAGAAGUCAAGGUCGUGGCGAAUUUCGAUAUGUCGGAUAAGGACUAUGACGUUUGGAAUGCUUUGGCUGUGGGUAUUAUUUUGUGUCAUUUGCGGAAUGUGCAGACGGAGAUUUUGGAGGAUACGGGGUUAGGUGUUAGGGUUGUGAAGGAGGAGGAGGGAGUGGACGAUCCGGAUGUUUGA
Messenger RNA from Recurvomyces mirabilis, 1479 nucleotides. RefSeq lists its product as uncharacterized. The record is from RefSeq and is a predicted model, not a curated record. Bases 1 to 1479 code for a protein of 492 amino acids. NCBI's taxonomy places the organism in Eukaryota, Fungi, Ascomycota, Dothideomycetes, Mycosphaerellales, Teratosphaeriaceae. The transcript has 2 exons.